Molecule: messenger RNA, 8034 nt
Organism: Syngnathoides biaculeatus (alligator pipefish)
Lineage: Eukaryota; Metazoa; Chordata; Actinopteri; Syngnathiformes; Syngnathidae
Gene: agap3
Product: ArfGAP with GTPase domain, ankyrin repeat and PH domain 3
Exons: 18
Coding region: 325-4197 (1290 amino acids)
Cellular component (GO): nucleus
Molecular function (GO): protein binding; GTPase activity; GTPase activator activity
Source: RefSeq, a predicted model, not a curated record
ACUUGCCCAAGAGGAAGGAUGAGUUGAUGUUUUUUGUUUUUAUUUUUUUUUUGACUUUGGCAAACAGUUUUUUUCCCCCCCUUGUGUUCUUACCAAGUAGAACAAAGUCUGUGUAGGACACAGUGGCCUUCCGAGCCCUUGUGGCAGCAUGCAGGUGGGAGCGAAGCUUUGCUCUGACUUGUUUGAAGUUUGCUCUCAUGUCAAAGGUGAAGGAUUAUGCCUGGAACUGGAAUUUGGUCUUCAGAUUGAGGAAUGCUUGAAACUCCUUGGCAGCAUGUGAAUCCUUUUGUCCGUAGCAUGUGAAUACCUUUUUGGUACAGUGCCAUGCUAUUCCUCAGCAGCGGGACAGGGGAUGCUUCGGUUGGCCAUCAGCAGCAGGGGAAAACCACUUACCACAUUUCCGUAACCCUCAAGGAAACGCAGGGGGAUGACCCGGUGGUCGAGCUAGGGAUGGGCUGGGUGGCACCCGGCGCCCUGGUAGACGUGUGCCAGCCAGGAGGGGAGACCAUGGAGGACAAUUCCAUCCUCGACAGGUGGCCGUCCCUGCGGACUGGGAGUCUCCGCCGAGAGGUGGUGGUGGAGGAGAACGAGGAGGAGGAGAACGACGAGGUGGAGGUGGAGGGGGAAAUGAGGAGUGACGGCUUUAUGAGACAUUCCUCCAAGAGCUCAUCAGACAUUGCUGAUGUAGACGCCCAAGACUCGCACAAGUACCGCGUCAAUGUCCACGCUAGAGGUUUGGCGUUCGGCGGCCGAGGUGCCGCCGCAGGGCACACGCUGCCUCAGGCUGCCCUGCGCAGGACCCGUCAGGAUGAGGCCUCACCCAGCAGGAGGACUAUGAGCAUGUAUGGCGAAACGGUGGAGCAGCAAAGCGAGCUUCAGCCAGAACGACUCCGGAGGCCGAGGAGUGUAUGCAUGCUUUCAGGCCCAGGCCCGGUCCUUGUGGAGCAGGCCAAGCAGAACUCCCUGAAAAGGACAACGGAGGUGGAGGGCAGCCAGCUGUACAGGAGCAGGAAGGCCGAGCUGAGGCUCGUGGACGGUCUCAAUCCGGUUUUGGGUCAACGAGCCCCGGGUCCUGCAGAGGUGAUCCCGAGAGUGCGCCACAGAAGCGUGAAGACCAGACCUCUUAGUAUGACCGUGCUGGAGCUAAGGAAAAGGGCCUCUGAUGACGACGUAAGCCGGCAGCAGAGCCAGACGGGCCACGACGGGGGAAACUUCUUAAAAGGAGCUUUCCGUUGGAGGUUAUUUGGCAAAAGCUCCCCGGAUAAGAACAAGGAGAGCGAUACUGAAAAAACUGCGAAAUCGUCUUCUAAGUCAAUCAAUUCCGAUGCUCCAAAAAGUACGCUGAGCUCAUUGAGGCGGAGCCUGAGUAUGCGCAUCCGGAGGACUCGGCCGCGGGAGAAAGUGUCGCCGGGGUGCGACGGGGCCGCGAAGGAACCGUCGCAGGCCAAAACCGCUGAGCCGAUCCCUCCUCAGGCUUUCUCGUACCUCACGGGGAGAACGCUGCCAUCUUCCGGCGAGCAAAUGGAAGACAGGGGCAUGCAGUACAUCCAGUACCGCAGCAGGGGCAAGGUCAAGGUGAUGGAGGUGCCCCUGUGCCCGACUAAAUUGUCCAAACCGGCUCAGGAGGAGCCGAGCAUUUGGCAGCUCAUAGCCAACCGCUUCAGGAGGAAAGAGCAGCCGGACAAAUGCGAAUGGAAAGACGCGGGUCAGCGUGCGCUGACUCUGAGUAAUAAGUCACUGCCUGUCACCAUCGAGGCACUGGCAGACACGGAGUCUUAUAAAGGUCAAGACUCUUUUGUCAAUAGCCAGGAAUGGACGCUGAGCCGCUCGGUGCCAGAGCUGAAAGUGGGGAUUGUGGGGAAUCUGUCCAGCGGGAAGUCGGCCUUAGUCCACCGUUACUUGACGGGAACGUACGUGCAGGAGGAGUCCCCUGAAGGUGGCCGCUUCAAGAAGGAAAUUGUGGUGGACGGGCAGAGUUACCUCCUGCUGAUCAGAGAUGAAGGAGGACCUCCAGAGUUACAGUUUGCUGCCUGGGUGGACGCGGUGGUCUUCGUCUUCAGCCUGGAGGACGAGAUCAGCUUCCAGACGGUCUACAACUACUUCCUGCGUCUGUCCAGCUACAGGAACGCCGCCGAGGUGCCCAUGGUCCUCGUUGGGACACAAGACGCCAUCAGCGCCGCAAACCCCCGAGUGAUCGAUGACUCGAGGGCCAGGAAGUUGUCCAAUGACCUGAAGCGCUGCACCUACUACGAAACCUGCUCCACCUACGGCCUCAAUGUUGAGAGAGUCUUUCAAGAUGUGGCCCAGAAGGUGGUGGCCAUGAGGAAAAAGCAGCAGCUCUCCAUCGGCCCGUGCAAAUCUCUGCCCAACUCGCCCAGCCACUCGUCCGUCCCCGCGGCUUCCAUCCCCUCCGUUCACAUUAACCAGGCGGCCAAUGGCGGCUGCGCGUUCAGCGACUACUCCUCCUCCGUCCCCUCCACCCCCAGCAUCAGCCAGCGGGAGAUGCGCAUCGAGACCAUCGCCGCCUCCAACACUCCCACGCCCAUCCGCAAGCAGUCCAAGCGCCGCUCCAACAUUUUCACAUCGCGGAAAGCCAGCGAGCAGUCAAAGAGCGUUGAGAAUAAGACAGACAGCAUAGGCAGUGGAAGGGCCAUUCCGAUCAAACAGGGAAUCCUCCUGAAGCGGAGUGGCAAAUCCCUCAACAAGGAGUGGAAGAAGAAGUACGUCACGCUGUGCGAUAACGGCCUCCUCACUUAUCACCCCAGUUUACACGACUACAUGCAGAAUGUGCACGGGAAGGAGAUUGACCUGCUGCGGACGACGGUCAAAGUACCCGGGAAGCGACCCCCCAGGGCGGUGGCCCCCACUGUCGCCCCGACCGCCAGCCCCAAGACCAACGGGAUGACCAAGGACCGAAGUGCCCUGCAACUGGGCAUCGGGAACACAGGCGCGCCGCACUCCAACAGCAGCUCGUCCCUGCAGACGGGCGCGUCCUUGUUCGGCGGCAGCAAGGACGGGAUGCACCAGCGCUCCUUUUCCGUGUCCAGCGCCGACCAGUGGAACGACGCCAUCAACACCAGUACGAGCGCCGCGGCCCCCAACGGAACGAACGACCCGGCCAGUUGUAGCGCGGGCAGCGCCACGAGUCCGAAGCUCGAUCCGCCCCCCUCGCCGCACGCCAACCGCAAGAAACACAGACGGAAAAAGAGCACGGGCAUCACCAAGCCGGACGGCCUAUCUGCUGGCAAUGAAGAACAAGAGGAUUCCUUUGAGUUCAUCAUCGUGUCGCUGACGGGCCAGACGUGGAACUUUGAGGCGUCCACUUACGAGGAGCGCGAGCUGUGGGUGCAGGCCAUCGAGAGUCAAAUCUUCGCCAGCCUGCAGUCGUGCGAGAGCAUCAAGAACAAAUCCCGAUUAGGCAGCCAGAGCGACGCCAUGGCCAUCCAGUCCAUACGUAACGUGAGGGGCAACAGUUUCUGUGUGGACUGCGAUGCAGCGAAUCCCGACUGGGCCAGCCUGAACCUGGGCGCCCUGAUGUGCAUCGAGUGCUCGGGCAUCCACCGCAACCUGGGCACGCACCUGUCGCGCGUGCGCUCCCUGGACUUGGACGACUGGCCCGUGGAGCUAAGCAUGGUGAUGACGGCCAUCGGCAACGCCAUGGCCAACAGCAUCUGGGAGGGCGCCCUGGAGGGCUACAGCAAGCCAGGCAGCGACAGCACCAGGGAGGAGAAGGAGCGCUGGAUCCGGGCCAAGUACGAGCAGAAGUUGUUCCUGGCGGGGCUGCCCCAGUCGGACGUGCCCCUGGGCCAGCAGCUGCUGCGGGCGGUGGUGGAGGACGACCUGAGGCUGGCGGUGGUGCUGCUGGCCCACGGCACCAAGGAGGAGGUCAACGAGACGUACGGCGACGGCGACGGCCGCACGGCGCUGCACCUCUCGUGCGCCAUGGCCAACGUGGUCAUCACGCAGCUGCUCAUCUGGUACGGCGUGGACGUGAAGAGUCGCGACGCCCGCGGCCAGACGCCGCUCUCGUACGCCCGGCGGGCCGGCAGCCAGGAAUGCGCCGACAUCUUGCUCCAGCACGGCUGCCCCAACGACGCCGGCGCCGUCACCUCGUCCAACGCCGGCAACCGCAACAGCAACCCCAACAUCAACAACAACGCCCAGUGUGAGCUCAACCGCAGCAUCAGCAUCAUGUAGAGCCCCACCUCCAACUACAACCCCCCCACCCGGGGUCGUGGGGGUGGGGGGUGUCACCUUGCCCAGCUAGGCGCCGCCGUGUACCACCAUGGAGAUGAUGGAUGGGUGUCAGGACCCGAUGAUGGACUCUUUGUAAAGUUUGUUUGGAUCCUUUUUUUUUUUGUUCCUGAUCAGGAUCAGCUUGAAAUGUUUUGUUUUGUUUUGUUUUGUUUAACUACGCUAUUGACCCCCAAAAGUGAGGACUGGCAACCUUUUUCCUCUUUCAGAAAGUCCUCCCAGGACCACGCUAGAUUUCGGACGAGCCAACAAAUGUUCAUUUUUGGAUCAUCGUGAAGUCUUCUGACGUUUGGUUGGUUUUCUGGUCCCGAUUAAGAUCACGUUCCCUAAAUAUCGCAGAUGGAAGAUUUAAAUGUUAAAUCUCGCAUAGGUUUUCGUGCAAUUUCCGACUAAAUUCUCAUCCCGGGACUUGACACGAUAACGUUGUCCGAUGAAUAGCAUGUCUCUGCACAUUUUGUUUUCAUCAGAAAAAUUUGUUUGGAAUUUCACUUUCCAUUCUUUUCCAUGUUGUUUCGUCAGACCUGAAACUGAAAUUCCAAUACUGUGUUAUGAUCGAAGUUCCUUGUUGCACAAAUCAGAUUAUAAAUUAAUUUUUUUCCCCGAGUAAUUCAUUGGGAAUCAAAAUUUCAGUUCGGAAUUGGAUUUUUAAAAAAUAUAUACAGCAUCACGAAACAAUUUCAGAAUUUUCACAUUUUUUUUCUUCAAAACUAUCUGUCAUGAACCAACGGUGCGGGGGCGGACCCAAAUGCAGGACUUCGAGGCAGAGGUAUAAUGUUCAAUAUAGUUUAUUCCGAAAACUGGGCCAUACACGGUGUAGCAGUCCGACAAGGGAGAAGUACAGAAACACUAGGCUAGGUGGGAUCUAAAAGACAUACACCAAGGGUUCGAUCACCCUGAAGCAAACUAACUAACUCAACAGAACAGGAUCAAACAAAAGGGCACAGAAUCGCUGUGACUAGGGUUACUCUAACUUACGCGUAGAAGCGGAGAGUCCCACGGGUAGUGAAUGCAACUCACUAACACAAGGCAACGAACUGGCAAAUGGCAGUGACAAAAACUCCAACUUAAAUGCUCGUCUAAUUACAGUCCGAACGUGAAGCAGUUCUGGCCACGCUCCUCUUGGCAGUCGGGAAAAAGAUUUUUUAGAAAAAUCUUUAACAAAAGAAAGUCUUGCCCUUUUCCUACAUUUGUAUUAGUUUGCAGCAUGAAUUUUCAAAAAAUAUAUAAAAAAAAUUGUACUUCCAGGCCAUAUCAAUGCGAGCAAAGUGGGGGGAAAAAAAGUUUUCCGCCGAGUGUCUGCGAUCUGCUAUUCAGCGACGACGACGACAAAACAAUUUGAGUGGAAGAACGCAAAUGCCGGCGACAGUGAAGGCCUCAUAAAAGACGUGAUUGCAGGUGAUCUUCAGUGUUGCGCGGCGGUGGAGCCUCUUCAAUCACAAUUCAUUCACGCUGAUUCAAUGCGCUACAAUUGCGCCAUUACGCCGUCUUUGCCGGAACAACAACGAAAAAAAAAAAAAAAGAAAUCGCGAUUAUGUCGACGACGGCCGGUCGGCGAGAUUUCCAUUCGUCCUUAUCAAGCCGUCUUUAGUGGCUUGCUUGUGAAAUACAUAAAUGUGUCUCGUGACAACCCACCGCACACGAGCCAAAUGUAAAAAGUCGUCCUCAUUGUACACAUAUUUAAACAUCACGUGACCUCGUCUCUGGGUCCAUAUCGGUCUGUCCCGCGUGCGGAACACCCGUCAGUGUAAAAAGCGAUGCGUUCGAGAGACCGGCGAUGAGACUUGAAAUUUUGUAACCCGUAAAAAUGCGUUGACUGAGUUGGUUUGAAGUGUGACCGUAGUCGCUUUUUCCCGUAUAUUCACUUGCCUUUGUGAAGACUUUAGACCGUUUGAAGGCUUUUAUCAUGUCAGUAUGUUUUGAACUUCAGCCUUACAUGCAGUAUUCACAUUUUUUUUAGGGUGGGGGGCGGUGGGGCUUUUGGGAAAAUAUUAAUUAUGGAUUAAAGUAGGUAUUUCAGAAAUUUUUUUUCUUUUUUCAUCCCGGAUCCAAAAUCCAACAUUUUCUUGGCAAAAUGUAAUUGUUAACGUGCAUGUCCGAUUUAUUUCAUCACAUCAGUAAACAUGCAAAAAAAAGUUCAAUAUUGUUAUGUAAUUUAGAAUUAUAUGACAAUAUUAUUUUAAAAAAUUAGAAUCAAGAAUUAAUUAUAUUAUUAUAUGAUUAAUUUUUAUGGAUUUAUUAUAUAAUUUAUUGCCAAAUUCUUCUUCUGUCAGUAGGUCCAGGUCCAAUGAAAGACUCGCAUUUCCAAAAGUUUCCGCUGACAUUUUUAAUUAUAUUAUAUAAGUAAUAAUUAUUAAUAAAUUAUAUUAUAUAAUUUUAUGAAUUAAUAACAUAUUUUUAUAUAAUUUAUUAGCAAAUUCUUCUUCUGUCAGGAUGUCCCUGUCCAAUGAAAGACGCGCAUCUUCAAAAGUUUUAUUCUUAAUACCUCGUUUUAUUAAUCCCAAAACCAUUUCUGAACUGUAAAUGACAUUCUGAAAUUAUUUUAUCAGUUUUCUCAACAUCCAGACUGAACUUUUUUAUAUGCAAACUUUCAGAACUGAAAUGACAAAUUUGGAAUCUUUUUUUAUGCCUUAAAAACAAUUUGGGGAUUUAAUUUUCAGUUUCAAAGAGAGUUUUUUUUUUCUUACCCAAAACAAUUUCAAAAAGAUAUAGAAAAUACAAUUGAAAUCCUUCAAUUAAUUUUUUGGGUUUAUUUUUUUUUUUUAAUUGAGAUACAUGCUUUUCAUUGGACAGCAACAAUGAGCAUUGCUCUUUCCAAAGAUAAUCAAUUAGCUCUUGUUGGUGUGGACUCGUGAUUGAAAAAAAAUGUGCAAACAAAAAAAAGUGUUUUCUCCUAAGUUAAUAAGAAUAAGUUGUGCGUUUUGUACAUAAGAUGCAGAGCAGGAGAGACUAUUUACAACUGUGCCAGCCUUGUUAAAAAAAAAAUCCCGCACACCACCUCGCCGUUUUUUCCCCAAACGUUGGAGUUGACCAGCCACUGAUAAUAAUAAUAUUAUAGAUGUACUGUAACCAUGUACUGUAAAACUGGCCUUACUGACUCGAUGGCGCCGCCUUCACUUUUUCGAAAUAGCGUAGAUGCCGACGUACGUACGAGUAGAGAAGCCCUUAGCACAACAUAAAGUGUUGUACAUAUUAGUUGAAAUCAUAACAGAAACGACCACUUGGACGAGAAACGCUUUUGGGUCAAAGAAAAAAAAAGCCUCUUGAUUCACAAGCCAUAUUUUUUAAAUAUGUUGCUUUUUUUUGUUGGUUCUCCAUUUAUUUUUUUUUUUAAAUGGUACUCGUAUUUGGUCACAAUAUGACCAUCUUUGGUACUUGUGUAUAAAUGAUGUACAUUUGACAUAUUUAUAAUGCAGUAUGUAAAUAUUUUUAUUUUGAGUUCAUUUGUCGUGUUUGUGUUUUUUGUUUUGUUUUUUUUUUACUUUGAGACGGUGCAACGAAGAAGCUAAAGAGUAACUCGUUUGUGUGCUUGGCUGAUUGUUGACCCAUUAAUAAACAUUCAAUAAAACCAUGUAGCCUUCCCUUUCUGUGGGGGGAAAAAAAAAACAAUGAGUGUCUCGUUUUUGUUUUAAACAUUUAACAGUUCGAGGCAAGGUGGAUCAGCUGGAAACAGGGAUGGGAAUUUUCCGAGGAUUAGCGGAAUUCCAAGGGUUUUUUUUUUUUCAGAUGAAAAUGUCAUUGUUGUGAAACGUGUAGAUUUGUUGAGAAAUAAUGUUUUGUUUU